AUUAUCAACUUUUUCUCUAUUUUUUUUUAAAGUGCGAUAGUUUAACGAAAAUAGCGCCAAAGUAAGUGUUAAUACUUACAAAGUAAUCGAGCGGAAACUAAAAAAAGUGCACUUACCCCGGAAAGUAUAAUUAAAUGCGGCUAAAAUUGGUUAAUUAAAAAGAAACAAGUACAAAAUACGCAAAGCCAUUACAGCUGUCGGAAGAGGAAGAACAAGAGGAAGAAGAAGAACAACAACCAACUUGAAGACGACUCUUCUCGCAAGUUGGCUUUAUUUUCGUUUUUUGCCAUUUCGAUUUCAGUUUUAUUUGGCCCAAUCUACUAAAAUCAUCAAAUUCAAAACUGCAACCAUAAAUGAAUAUAAACAACAACAACAACAGCAAGCAAGAACCACCGAAAAAUCAACAGCAUCGAAAGUGGCAAGAAACUCACAAAUUUCAACAAUAAAACUCAACAUUCAGCUAAAUCGUAAAACAAGAAAUUACAAUCACCAAUCAACAAUCGCCACUUUUUUUUCAACAACAAUUUUCAAAAACUUUCAACAAUAUUUUUCCAACAACCUACAAAUUUCACCAACAAAAUUUUUUUUUUGAAAAAAAAGUUCAACAACAAUUUCCACAAUAACUGUAAACGUGUCGCGAUUUAAAGCUGCCCCUGUCCCGCUCUCUCGCGUGUAUUUCGUCCUGUUUCGUGUUUUUGUACCAUAAUUGUGGUUUGAUAUUUUUUUUUUCUAAAUAAUUAUAUAUAUUGAAAUUGAUUGUGUUACGCGCGUUCGUCCCUGUCACGUGUGCGUCUGUGUGUGAGUGUGUGUUUGGCGAGAGGAAGGAGUGUUACAUAGUUCGUGUAUGCUAUGUCAGCGACGGGGGGCGGGGGCAUUAUGGCGCUCCUCCAGGCGGCUAAAAUCAUCGAGCAGCGCGAGAGGCUCCCGCAGGCGGGGGACGUGCUUGCAGUUGGAGUGGGCGUGGCCCUGCCCCAGCACCAGCAGUCGCUGCAAUGCAAGAGCAUCUCCAUUAUCAACAACAACAAUAGCAGCCAGCACAAUAGAAAUAGCAGCAGCAGCAGCAGCAUCAGUAGCAGUAACGGGACUAUUGCAACGCUACCGUUCACGAACGGAAAUAGCAACGGGAUCGCCGGCAUCGGUAACGUGAACGUAAACGUUAGCGUUAACGUCAAUGCGAACGGGAACGGUCUGAGCAACGGUCACAGCAGUCCGCGCAGUCAAUUAGCCGCCGCCGCCGCCGCCACCGCCGCUGCCCACGAUUACGAGUAUACCACCACCGUCGUUAGCAGCGCAGUCGCCAACGGACACAGCGAAGGUCGCCCCCUCAUCCCGGGGGAUGAUAAUUCCCCAGUCAACAGCAAGAACAAUACCCACUCCCCGCAGCAGCAGCAACAAAAUGCAGUGGGUAGAACAACAGCAACAGCAACAACAACACCAGCAGCAGCAACAGCAGUGGCAACAACAGCAAAGUAUAUGAGAAAUCUAGCCUCAAUAAACCCCUUUAUGCUGCUGGAAGCGGCAGCAGCAAGAACUGCAGCUGCAGCAGCAACAACUGCAGCAGCUGCAACAACUGCAGCAGCAACACCUGCAACUGUGACUGCAACACUUGCAACUGCAGUACCUGCAACACCUGCAACAGCAACACCAACACCACAACCAACAACAAUAUCUAAUCCUGCCAAGCACAAAUUGAGUCCCAUCGCCGAAAUACCGCCGAAAUUUUUAUUCCUAUCGGAUGGCAAGGGGGUAUAUCCAACGCCCAGGAAUGCCAAGGGCUUUAAGGGUGUGGAAAUGAUCAGUGAGAUAAUCGAGGAUCAUGAGAAGCAAUUCUAUAGGAGUAGUGUGGGAUCGACGAACAUUCCCUUGACACCACCGCCCCCGUCCACACGCAAAGUGGACACCAGCAAUUCGCGGAUUCGCUCCUACUCACUGUCCCAUGCCUUUUCAGCGCCCAGAGAUCAGCAGCAGCAGCAGCAUCCAUCAACCAGCCAUCUGCCGCAAUUCCAGCCGCAAAUCAGUUUCGGGAGAUGCGGUAUGGUGGUAUAUGGUCGACCCGGGGAUUCGGUAGACUCUGCUGGAAUCGCAUCAUCAUCAUCAUCAUCAUCGGGAGCAGUGGGAGUUGGAGUAGCAGGAGGAGUUGGAGUGGGAGUUGGAGGCGCUGCGACGAUGGCCAUGAAUAUUGCCUCCUCGGCGCCAGCGGCAGGAUCUCAGCUGACGGCGCACCACCACACGGGACACGGCGGACGCAGGCGCACCACCAGUUCCAACAGCAACGGAGCGGGCACUCGGGAGGUGCACAAUAAGCUGGAGAAGGAGCGACGCGCCCAGCUGAAGGAGUGCUACGACCAGCUCAAAAAGGAGCUGCCCAUGCGGGACGAGGACCGAAAGAAGACCUCCAACUUGACAAUACUCGACAAGGCCCACAAAUAUGUCAAGCAAUUGACGCAGCGUGAUCGCGAGCAGGAGGCGGAGGUGGAGAGGCUGGCGAAGCAGAAGAUUGAGCUGCAGAAGCGGCUGAAGCGAUUGGGUUCGAGAAAGGAAUCGCCGCCCACCGAUCAGCAAUGCAUUCCACAGGCCGACAAAGCCGUUUGCCUGGCAACAACAACCACACCAGCACCACCAACGGCGGCCAGUGUUCGCAAUGGAACCCGAAUUCUAUACGAUGCAGGCAACGCCUGUGCCACUGGGCAGCAGCUAACAACUGUGAUAAACAAAUCAAAUGCCACACCAGCAGCAACAUCAGCAGCAGGAGCAACCGCAGCAGCCAGCAGCAGCAUCAGCAGCAAACUCAUUGGCAACCACACAGGAGGAGCCACAACAACCACACUGACUCCGGCCAUGGGUAUCAUGACAAUUAAGAAUGGCAAUGGCAAUGGCAACAUACCGGCAAUCUCACCAGCGGCAAUCCAGCAGCAGCAGCAGCAACUGCAGCACCACCACAACGGCAGCCCAGCGGGCAGUCCAUCGGGAAUAGGAGCCACUAAUGGGGCCACCAUUACACGUGGCUCGCCCACGCCAUCGACUCCAUCGCCGUCGCCCAGCUCCUCGUCCAGUGGCGUCUCGUCGUCGGCUUCGUUUAUGGGCGGCGGCUCCUCAUCGUCGUCCUCUUCCUCCUCCUCAUCAUCAUCAUCUUCGUCCUCCUCCUCAUCGUCGUCAUCAUCAUCAUCAUCAAGUACGUCGUCCAGUUUGUCGUCACCUACGCAACAACAACAAAAGCAGCAGCAGAUCACCACGCCCACGGCCACCGCCCAUUUAGUGGGCGCCCGCAAUGUUGGCCUCCAAUUCCAUGGCGGUGCGGGUGGUGGUGGUGUCAACGCCCUGAACGGUGGUGCCACCAUCGUGACCGCUGCUGUGCCAACUGGCGGCGGAUCAGCAAAUGGUUUCCAUCAGGCGGAUAAGGAUCGCAACUACAAUUUCCUGAUGCUCAGUGCUGGGACAACCGCACAGUAAACCAACAAACAAAAAAUCAACAACCAACAAACACCUACAACAAUAAUGAAAACAACAACAAAAACAACAACUGAAUUGUGUGCAACAGCUCCCACCUUAUUAAACAAAAAAUGUAACAACAACUAGAAGAAGGUUCUCUAAAAACUCAUUUUUCUUAAAACAACAAGAGAAAAAAUAUUACAUAUUUCUCACACUUUCGCACACAUUGAAAACAACAAGAACAACAACAACAACAGCAGCAGCAACAAUAGCAUCAAACAGCAAAAGAAAAACAUUACAAGCUGUAAUUUUUUAUGUGAAACAAAAAUAAAAACAAAAGCUAUCUAACAGUUCCGCCCAACACUUAGCAUCGAUUUUGAAAAUCAACAAUGUGUAGAAGAAAAUUAUUUUUUAACAAAUAAUUUUAAAGAAACAACAAGAACGCGGGAAAAAACAGCUAACAGCAACAACAACAACACCAACAAUAAACCAACAACAACAGUAACAAGAGAAGACCAAUUAAAUAAAUGUAAAACAACAACGACAGCCAGCAUUCAACAACAACAACAACAGCUUGAAAAACCACAACAAACAAAUCUACAACACACACACACACCACACACAGGCCCAUCAACAUGCAUAUAUACUAUAUACAUUAUAUAUCUAAUUGUACUACUUUAUAGGGAAGCCUAGAAAAGAAGAGAUAAAACACCAAGAAGAAUAGCACACUUAAAUGUAAAACAGGAAAAAAAAACAAAACCAAAAUGCGCUGUUGAAACAGAAACCACCAAUGGGUAACGCUUUAUAAGUAUAUAUAUAUCUCUAUAUAUAUAUGUAUAUGUAUCUAAAACUUAGAAGAAGAUUAUAAAUUAGAAAUAUGUAAAAGCAGGAUUUCCAAAAUUCAUGUGGCAAAAGAAAAAUGCUAAAACGAAAAAAGAUAGAUGUCUCUUUUCUUGACCAAAAACUGAACCAGAAAUAAUUUCUUUUGGAUGAUAUACUUUCUUCUUCUUUCAAAAGCGAAACCACAAAACUUAACAAAAAAGAAAAAAACAAAAAAACAACAGAAACGAAGCAAAAAUCAAAUCAAUAGAAUUAUAUCAAAUUAGAGUGCUUGUAUGUCAAGUAUGUGUGAGUUUGCAAACAAAAAAUUAACCAAUAGUAUGUAAAACUAAAGAGAAAAGCUGGCCAGAGAGUGUUGUAUCUGUGUAAUACCCAUAUUUGAAUUAGAUAUUAAUGUAGCAAGCAAACAAAACAUCGUAGCAAAAAUGUGUAAUAGUGCAAUAAGCUAACAAAAGCCACACCCAUCCCCCACACCCCCUUCUCCCCCAAUUUAACACAAUUUUUUUUUAGAGAAUUUUCAUUUUGAUCUUGUUCUGGAAAGACACGCAUAUAAGACAUUAUCAUAUAAUAUGUAUGUAGUGAUUGCGUAUAAACCACACCUUCUCUUGCAAUUUAAAUUCCUGCCUUAUGCCAUUGAAACGGAAUCAAAGUAAAAACAGAAAAUUUGAUACAACCCCCCCAAACUAAAGCUUAUAAAAUAUUUAUAUACAAGGAAAGGUAAAAAAAAAAAAACAAGAAAAGAACGAAAAUAGCUUAGAAGUAGACAACACAAUUAUCACGAUAAGGGAAAAAAUCUAGCAAAAAGCAGCAACAUAAAACUGAAUGUUAUAUUUUGGAGCAUUUUUUCAAUGUGUAUGUGUUAGCAUAUAUAUACAAAUAUAUUACACAUAUAUCUAGAAAGGAAGAAAAGGAGGAUUGAUAAAAGUAUUAGCAAAAGAUAUCUCUUGAACAAUAAUAAAGGACAGACAGAGAUGGCAAGAGCAGGUCGUCUCUUUCUACUCCCCCUAAAUAUUUGCAAAUUUUUUAUGUCGGGGCAAUGAAUAUAAAACUAUAUAUCAUCUAUCUAUAUAUUUGUAUACACAAACUAAAGUGAGCCGAUCAGAUAGCGUGAAAUUUUCCAUAUAUUUUGUAAAUACUUUAAAACACAAGUGGGAAACUGUCAAGCUUUCAGUUUUUUUUCAUCAAGGGGGACUUACUUUUUUUUUUUAAUAGUUUUUUUUUACCAAAGCGACAGAAAAUCAAAAAUUAUUUUCACAAGAGAGUUUUACACGAAUGGAAAGAGCAAGUAACCAUAAAAAUCGAAAUCUAUAAACUAGAAAUAUAAUUAUAUAUAUGUGUAUGGAACGUCUGUGUAAAUGUGUUUGAAUGUAAAAUGCUUUAGUCACAUAAGUUGAAAGAGAAAUUGAAUUAACUAUAUAGUUAAAUAUGCCUGUGUCUGUCACUCGAUUUCUGUUACUAAUCAUAAAAGAAAAUGUAUAAAAUUAAUAAUACCAACACACGUUUGAAGAAUUAACCUUAACUCUUAAAUUAGAUUUUAUGUUCUUUAAUUUAUGUUUUUUUUCGUUGUAUUAGCUAAAACACAUUUUGAAAAUGUUUUCUUGAAUUUUUUUUAACAUCCUUUGUAAGUAGGCAGUUAAAAAAUGAUUGAACAUAAUACUUUUUGGCGUUAAUUUUAUUAAAAAAACAAACAAACAAGGAAAACAGCAAACAACAAAACGAUUUCAUUUUAGAAAUUUAAGCUUAACUUAACUAAUUAUUAAUGUUUAAACAAAUUUUUUCUUUAAGUUGAAAACAAAUCGGGAGUAUUGCAAAUUAUAAUUAUCAUUAAAUAUACACAACAAAAAAACAACAAAACAAAGGAGAAAACUCAACAAAAAAAUUAUAUUUAUAGAGAAAGCAGACAACAACAAAAACAAGAAAAGAUUAAAACAAAAAACAAUUUCAAACAAAAAAGAAAACGAGAGAAAACCCCUUUAGCUGUAAAUGUAACUUGUAAAAUUAAUUUUAAACGAAAUGCAUACAAAAAUCAACAAAAUCAGAAGAGUAUGUCAAGAAAUAAAAAAGCGUAAAAAAAAGGAUAUAUAUGAAGAACGAUAUAUAUAUAUAUUAUAUAAAUGUAAAUGUGUAAAGAAAACAGAAAAUGCGUAAAAAAAAAA
Molecule: messenger RNA, 6425 nt
Organism: Drosophila subpulchrella
Lineage: Eukaryota; Metazoa; Arthropoda; Insecta; Diptera; Drosophilidae
Gene: Mnt
Product: serine-rich adhesin for platelets
Exons: 9
Coding region: 850-3450 (866 amino acids)
Biological process (GO): regulation of transcription by RNA polymerase II
Molecular function (GO): RNA polymerase II cis-regulatory region sequence-specific DNA binding; DNA-binding transcription factor activity, RNA polymerase II-specific; protein dimerization activity
Source: RefSeq, a predicted model, not a curated record